GCACCGAUUUCAAAAUGGCGGAUCUUCCGAUGACAAUUUUGCUUUGAAAUAUUUCAUGAUUCUGAUGGGAUGAGAAAGGUAUGAAAAAAUAAGUGGGUUUAGAUACAACCGUACGACAUUGCAAUCAAGGACUGUCACAUUAUUUGUUGCUUUUUUCUUAUUCUCUCAGGGUGGUGAUACUUUCCCUGGAGCGGGAUUUGGUCGUAGAUCAACCGUUGGACGAAAUGGUAAAAUUAUCAAUAGUUACUUGAGACGUAGUUGAUUUUAAAAGCAGGAGCAGGUGCUCUAAGCAUGGUUGGAAGUUAAGGUGUACACCACGGAAGUCAAAGAAUGUCUUUAACCAGUUUAAUUCCACUGUGCAAUUUAUUAAAUUUUCCAGCUGCUAUUUAACGCAGUCAUCAGCUGUGAAUUAUUUUUAGCGUGAUAAUCAGUGAAGAGAACUUUCACCACUGUUAGGACUGUGUGAGCUGCUUCUAGCUAUAGUUUGUAUUAUGGCAAUACGGAUAGAUGUAUAGGCAUGUCAUCUCUCUCUGCCUAGCUCUGAUAAGGGGCGAGCGUACCAAUUCACCUAAACAGCUUGGUCUUAUUAUCUUAAAGAACAUCUUGCCCACUAUUUUCUAUUGCGAAUCACUUGUGUCAAUAAGUUUAAUGACAGGCAUAUUCUUUAUCAUUUAAAAUUUAUUACAGCUUCAAACAGAGCAUCUCUGGAUCAGGAUUUAGACUCCAUUUUGAGUGGUGGCAAUGAUGGUAAGCACAGGGUUGUUUCUUUCAUUUGAACUAUUUCUUGCCGCUGUGAAAAAAACUUCUUCCUUCCUUUAGCUAUCCUUUUGUGUCAGUCAACAGUUUUUACUCUAGAUCUGCAGUUUAGCUGAUUCAUUACAUUUUAAUUUUAUUUUCCUGGCUUUGUUUUUGGGUAUGGCAAUGAGUUGAGUUGUAUAAUAAUGAGUUUGAAAGGAAUAUAGAAUUUGAGCCAAGGUUAGAAUUCAACAAGCUCACUUUUUUUUCCAUAAAUGUUGUGACAAGCAGAUAAAGCCAGCAAAAUUCCUCACUCAAGUUCAUUCCUAGAAGUACCCAAAUAUAAGCCAGUCCUUGUUCUUAAAGUAGCCAUUGACAGAGGGGUCAUUAAGGGCCAAUAGCCAGCCAAAACCGCUGGCUAGUUAGCCAUCUUUAGCCGGCUACUUUCAUCUCCUUCUACCAUAACUGCUAACAAAAAAGAAGCACCAUCGAAUAACAUUGUAAAGUAACCGUUUCCCAGUUUUGAAUGACAUUGAACACAGGUUUAGAUCUGAGAAACAUUUGAACUGUGCCAUAUUGUGGAACACCUGGGACAUUUUGACGGCAUUGUUCCCAGUGUUGUGUGUAUUACAACGAAAAAAUAUGGCAUGCGGGAUGGAAAAUACCUCUUGAAAACCCCUGGAAACGCUAUUUGCGAGACUCUAAAUUUCAAAAUGUCUCUAGAUGCCUCAGCCCUAACAAACUUGUGCCUUUGGUGCGAGUUCCAAAGCUGCCUACUAUUCAUUAUCAGCCUGCUUCUUAAAAACUUUUUGACAGCCCUGCCUCAUAGUUUUUUAUUAUAAUUAAGUAAUGGAAAAUCAAACUGUUUCAUGUUUGUUCCAGAGGUCUUCUUUCUUUCUUUUCUUACUGGUUUCUAACGUUUGUGUGUAUAUUGUGUUGUUUACAUGACAUUUUUGAUGCAGGUUUCCAGCAACAAUCCAAAGGGAAGGGUUCUGUUGGUAGUCACACUACAAGAUCUGUAAGUUUGUGUCAAGUUCUCUUGGAGAUCAGAAGAGUACACAAUAAUGUACUCAUUCAGAAUUGUCGUUUUGUGAUACUGUAAUACCAUUCAGUAUUUCUGAUAGAAUUUAGUAAGCAUAUUAUUUUCUUCUUUCUUUUUGCCUCUAGGCUCCUGGCAAAAAAGGGUCCUUAACCUCAAAGUAUGUAAAUAUUUAAAUUAAUUAACAAUUAAUGAAUGAGGCUGAGUAUCUUAUGAAGAAUUAAGGAGAUCGAGGAGGGUGUUAUCACGGCCGAGGCAGAUAACACCCUCCGAGAUCUCCAUAAUUCUUCAUAUGAUAUGAAAACCGAAUUCAAUAAUUGUUUUAUUAUUCAUUCAAAAUAAUUCCUAGUUUAAAAACAUAGCUAAAACAAGCUUACCUGUAUCUAUGUUAAGUUUUUCUUCAAUAGUUUACGUUUAGGUUUGUCCAACUCCGCAAAUAUUCUCCAGAUAUUUGUAUUUGUGUUAGCAUGGUGACUAAACCUUGAUUAAUGUUAUUCAUCUUUCAAACAACUCUGCUUUGAGGUAUAAUUAUGCACCUUUUUAUUCUAGUGCAACAGAUGAAGAUUUUUACAGCAGUUUAGCACAGAUGGCUGGUGAAGAUUUUGAUGGUGAUGAUGAUGAUGAGGUAACUAAAAUGGGUGUUUGUCGAGUCCAUGCUUGUCUACAGGGAUGGUACAAUGGCUUUCAAAUCCCUUAAGGGGAUUGGCUCCAGACUAUCUAGCUAAAAAAAUUCAAAACAAGGUCUGAAAUUCAAGCCAGAGACACAUGCACUGAGAGUAAGAUUGACAUUCCAGGGUACAGAACAAACGCGGUCCAAAGAACCAUCAUUAUCAGGCCGUUUCAUUGUGCUACUCUUUACCCAAAAGGCUCACUAUAAAAGCAAAAUUCAUUGUAUUAUGCCGUGCGUUUUGCAUAUUUUGGGUUUUUGUUUUCCGUCAAUCAUCUCACCAGACUUCUUAGGAAACACAUAUUUACUUGCACGAGUUCAAAAGGAUUCGUGAUUGGUGGAUUUUGAUCCGUUUUGUUUGUUUCGCGUUUCAAGGUUCGUUACUUUGUGAUCGUCCUGUUUCGGGCAAUAUUCAACUAGUUAAGUUUGCUUUGCAGAUUUUUAAGAUCUUUCUCAUUCUUGUCACUUGCAAAAAUAAAGCAACAUCUGCCUCCUUUUUUAAUACUUUGACAAAAAAUCCACUCACCUGCGCGAUUUCCUUCGCUAUUCUUGAGCAGUCUAGAGUCAUUCUCAGCCAAGCCGGGUGAGCAUGUUACAUUGUGAUUUGCAUUAACCCCGCCUUCACUAAAAUUAUUGACAGAACAGAAAAACCAAAAAUCCUCUUUAAGUUUGCAAAACACGCAGUGCGAUACAACAAAUUUCACGGUAAGUUAAGAAAUAUUGUGACAUUCAAGAAGGAACUUAUACAUUAUUUCAAAUUGUCUCAGUAAGCAGUCUAUGUUUUUUUAAGACAGGGGUUGCUUACUUUUCUCUUUGUAAUGGAGGGAAUAAGAGGCGAUGUUAUUUAUACCUUGUGAACAUAUAGUCUUAUUGUUUUAGUUUUUAAUUUUUUUGUACUUUUUAACAGAUAUUUUUCUUCAUGAAAUCGGUGUUUAUUACUUUGAAAAACCAGACUUGGAAAGUAAUAAAGUUAUUGUUAUUAUUAUUAAUAAGUACACUGCACAUGUAUCACACUUUAAGUGAUAUUUCUAAAAACGAAAUUUAUUGUAAUACAGGAUUCAUACUACUCUCGGAAUUCCUUGAAAACAUCUGGAAUUUUCAAAUUUCAUUUCAUACCCCAAGAAAACCCCUUGAAUAUUAAUGUUCAAGGAGUUUUGCACCCUGGGAUUUUCUGAUCAUCUUAGAAGCACAACAUUAUCAUGCUCCUAGAAAGGACGAGAAAGGUGAAAGCUUUGGGAAAAAAAAACAGGUUGUGAUAUCAAACUUUUCAUGCUUACUUGAAAUUAUACUUACUAACUUUCAUUUGAUUGUUUAGUCAUUUUCAGAAGCAGAUGCAAAGAAAAUGGCAGACAGCCUUGCAGUAAGUAUUUGAAACAACAUUUACAUGAAGUUUUAUUUCAUUUAUAUUUUGUUGUACUGAUGUACUUAAAUUUGCUAUUUCAUCGAUUUUCUUCAGGGACUAGAUGAUAUGGAAUCUGACCUCUUUGGAGGAUCACUGGGAAAUAAAGCAACCCCAAGCAAAUCUUCUAAACCCUCAAAGGCUGCAGCCCCAGAUUCCAAAGAAAAGCUGAAGACUGAUAAAAAUCCACCAACUUCAGGUGACCCAGCUGUAAAGUCUGCAAACAGCAACGAGACACAACCACGUCCUUCCUCAUCAGCAAAUGGUAAGAUUGAUUAACUGUGAAUUUCCUGUAAAUUAGAAUGGCCAAAUAUGUUAAAAUUUUAAAAAAAAUCUUGGAACUUGGGGAAGAGCCUCGCCGUAUAAAAUUUUUUUGAGUACCCCCAAGAGGUAACAUUAGACCUUCUGGGUCCCAUGAAACCAGAGGUUAAUGGGACUCAGUUGACCUCUUUGUAUCCUUACUGCCAGACUUUGCAUAUAAUUCUAAUUUGUAGUUUUUAUUUAUAACAGCUGCUGAAUCCUCAGAAAAAACAGACACAAAACGUGAUUCUGCUAUCACCAAGCCAAAGGAAGCAAAUAAACCAAGAAAAAAGUUUGAUUUUGGAGGUAUAUAUGUGGUGUGGAAAACAAUCUUUGAUGAGGAUUAUUUAUCAUCUAAAGUUAUUUGUUUUUUUUUAAGUAUUGGCAUGUUUCCUUUAGAGUUUGAUGAGGAUGAUCCUUUAGCUGGUCUCUUAUCUGAUGAAGAAGAUGAUCCUGCUUCAAAGCCAAAGCCUAAGAAGACCUCAACUCCAAAGAACACUUGCUCUUCUGGAAUCUCUAGUCAAGGUGUGCUGCUUGUCAUUCAUUAUUUUACAAUGUACAGUGAAUUUCAAAUGGUCCAAUAUACAGUUCAGCAUCUUGCAAGUAAAAAAAGAUCUUACUCUAGUGUAGUAAGUGACACAGGCGGCUUAGAAGAAAAAAUCCAAGUAUUUCCAACAGGAGUUAAACCUAUGUCCUGCUGGUUAUUUGUCCAGAUGAUCUACCACUAAGCUACAAGAGACUUGUUGGACCUAAGGUCACUAAACUAGGCUCUUGUGACAUUGUACAGAAGCGCAUUUUGACAUUCGAGAGUCUCAGCAGUGUGCAGGAUCUAUGACACAUGAACCUACAUGUAGUUUAGUGGCCUUAUCUCCUGAGUCUCUUGUAACACAAUGGUAGAGCAUCUGGACUAAUACUCAGAAGGUCAUAGAUUCGAAUCCUGUUGGAAGUACUUGGAUUUUUUCUACUGAAGCGCCUGUUUUACUGACUGAAAAAACAUCUCUCUCAUAGAUAUCUGUAAGUAAGAGUAACCUCUUAACCUUGGUCCCUCUUUCUCUUGUCUUGUGAAUCAAACCGAGGGGCUGUCCUGGUAAGCCAAAAGGGUUUACUCCUUGCUCUUUUAAGUAAUGUCAAAAUAGGUAAACAUGCAUACUUGUAAGUAAAUAAAUGUUACUUACUGAGGAAAAGAUUGACUGAUUGAUUGAAUGAACUUCUGUACAUCACUGUGCACAAAUGUAAGGGUGUACAAUUUGUGCACAAACUGGUUUGAUUCUGAGACCUUACUCUGUGUUUGAGACUGCUCUAGCAGAGCCCGGUGGCCCCUAGCGCUUAAUUUUUGCUACUGGGUGACUAAGAAAUCUCAGAUUUUUCAUAGAAAUCAUAUGCUGGGCACCCUGGAUUUCACAGGUUUAGAGAACUGGGCUGCCUCCUUUCAGGUUUUCUUAGAGCACAGCUUUGUACUCUAAUUUUAGGUUCCAUUGAAGAAAGACCAAAGUCCUCAAGAGGCCGCCAACCCCCCACACAGGAGUCUGCAAAUUUACAAUCACCCCCUGCUACACCAGAGCGUCAACCAUCUGUCAGGGGGGAGAAAGCUGAAGAAGGAAGUGCACUUUCUCCUCCCCGCUCACCGGAGGCUAAAACAAAUAGCAAGAGGGAAGAUCUAGAAUCUCCUAAGGGUACCCCUCAGAAAAGAGGAAAACAAACAUCUGGUAAGCUUUGUGGUGUCUAAACGUUUAGAAAAAUGGUCUUGUUUCAAUACAAAAGGAAAGAGUGCCAGAUUAUGCAUUUUUGUAAAUAACCUUAUGAAUCAGCACACUCAAGAAAGUACUUCUUAUACUAAAUGAAAGAAUCUUGGAUUUUUCUGUAUUUUUUGUUGUUGUUGCUUUUAGCACAGAAAGCGAAAUCAAGCAAAGAUGACAUCAAUUUUGAUUCGGAUGAAGAUCUGCCAGGCCUUGAUGAUUCCACAGAGAAAACACCAAGAGAUUCACCCUCGCCUCCCCCACGAAAGAAAUCAGAACGUGCCAGUAGACGAAAUAGCAAGGGUUCCGAUGAUAUUUUUGGUGGUGAAGAUGAUUUGCCCGAUACAGGUAUUGAAUUAUUGAAAUGGAGUAAUGCAAUACAAAAUUCGCCAACAUUUGACAAAUUGAACGUGAUGGAACAAGAGCGAAGAAGUUUGAAGCAGCGCAAUCUCACUUUUUGUCUGACGUUUUUGCUGCUGCCACUACCGUAGAUGCUAAAACUCCCUAUUUAGUGAGAGUUAAAUCGCACCUUUACGUCUUCUAAAAGUAGCAAUUGAGUGGCGUGUUGCAUUGUUAUCCUAAACAGAGACCAGAAGUGAAAGCCCUUCAAGACAAUCCCGAUUCAGUGAACUGCUGGGUAAAAAGGAAAAAAAUGAACCUAAAAAACAAGCUGUACCUAAAUCACUGGAUGAUUUCAUGGCAAAUAUCAGCAGUAAAUCAAAUACUGGAUCAAGUGCAGCAAACAAGAAAGGUGUGGUACUAUUUUGAUGAAAUUAAUAUUGCCUCUACAAUCAGAAGCCUUGCGGCUCUUCAUCAGAUCCUUUAAUUUAAUUGGACCCGAGUUGUUUUCGGGCCAGGUUCCAUUAUUAACUUUGUUUGUUCAUUGUUAGUUCCCGAGCAAUCCAGUGUGGUCUUCCAAGAGCAGCUCAAGUAGUGUCCUUAACUUAGGCUUUUUGUAUAGGGUAGUUAAUUUAGGACAUCUAGUAAAAGUACUGUAUUUUUAUUUUAAAAAAGAGGCUUUAAAGGCUUGUUUAUAGUGGAAAGUGCACUUAGCUUAUCCAGCUAGUUUACAGGCACUCCACUCAAUUACUUAGAAACAAAUAAUUCAAAUACAACAUAACAGGGUUAAAAACCCCAACUGUCAGGAGGCAGCCAGUUGGCUAUUUACAAGCGUGACCGAGGAUUUGAACUCGAGACAACCGAGAAGAAAUCCAGCAAGUGGCCAGAGCGGGACUCGAACCCGGGACCGCCGCAUUGCGAGACGCGCUAACCACUCGACCACCUGGCCUCCCUGCCACCGUGCCUCUUUAUAAUGUUUAAAUACCGUAUACCAUGAUGAGAACCUAAUUAUGUACAAUAAUGUAUCGUUCAGUUUCUAGUCCUACAUCUGAAGAAUCGUUCCAGUUUGGAGGCUAUAUGCCUUCAGCGGCCUCUAGUGGCUCAUCUCGUAGCCGAGGAGGACUGGCCAGACCAGACACAGCCCCUAGCUCCAGCAAGCGGUCCGUGAGGUUUUCUGAUGAACUGGGACUAAACGACGAACUGUUCGGAAAUGAGCGACCCUCCACUGCUCCUGGUGAACGAGCAGACAGAAGACAACAGAGAAAAGAGGAGAAAGAUGAUACAAACACUGGAUCAUUGCUUGAGGAUGACAAGAAACCACCUUUGGGAAGCAAGCAAACAAGGCGGCAACCAAAGGUUAAUGGUGGGUGCACAAAGACAAAAUGACUGAUUUUGCUGUUUUUAAACUAUUUUAUACUAUUACGUUUCAACGCAGUAUAGACCGUAGGCAGGUGUUUGAUUCGAAGGGGUGCGUGCGUGCAAUAAGGCCUAACGUAACUCCUGAUCUGAUACCAAGUUCUUGCUUUGGUUUAUGAGAGUGGUAUCUUGGUAUCAGGUAUCUUUUCAUUUGUAAGAUUUUCAAAGGUGAUGAGCUCCUAAAACCGCGAAGCAAAAAGAGUUUCUUACAUUAAAUGACGCUUGCACUGUAUUUUAGUGGGUCGAGUUCAAUUCGUAGCAUAUUGGAGAGGGUAGCUUUCAUAUUAGGGAGCUUAAGCAACUUGGCGUUUUUGAGACACGCUCGUCAACCGGAAGUCAGCUCUUUUGCCUUUUAAUACGCCUUGAGUCUUUUGACGCUACCAAACUUGUAUUGCUAAGUGUCUUUACUGGCUGUUAUAGAGACGAUUUGCCAGAAAAUAAGGGUAGAACAACUGCCCAAGAGUGCGAAAGGCUACUUCCAGUUGCUGUGCGUCGUUCAAUAACGUCUUUGCUGAAGCCCCCUAUUAUUUCACCGAUCCCGUACCAGUUAAUGCCUAAGAAGUAAUGCUUUGCAGUUUCAGAAAGCAAAGUAUAAGAGGCUUCACACCUCUUGCCUCCGAGACGUAUCUAGCACUACAGAUGUGUUUUUCCGAGUUUUGAUUUUCUUGUUUUGGCCGGUCUUUUGUGAUAUUCGUUGAUGAAUGGCUCAUGCAGAUUAAGUGUCUGAUCAUGAUAUUUUUAUGAAUUUCAGAGAAAGAUACGCCUGAACCAAAGAAGGAUCCACAAGCUGAAAAACCUAAGUCAGCUCCAGCAUCAGGUAUUACAGGCUGUGAUUCUUUCUUAAGUAAUAAUUCAACUCAAUUGAUGACGGUAACGUCUACAGCAUUUUUGCACUAGGCAUACGCAGGUUUUGACCAAAUUUUAAUUGGUCAUUUUCGAGUUCCAAAAACUCUCACUUUAUGCAAAACCUUUCUUGUGAAAAUGAGUUUUCAUUUACCACAGUAGAAACUGAGCCUAGUGACCUCUCGCAAUGGCUUCUGGGACUGUUAUUGGGGACAGGGAAAACAAAUUGGCCAAUAGCUGAAUAGCGGGUCCCCAGUAACGAUCCCAGAAGUCUUUGCGAAAGCUAACUCGACUCAGUCUCGUGCUCUUUUUUAAAUUGGCUCAGCCUCGCUUUGAAACAGAGGUUUUAUCGUGACAUGGUUUAUUACAAGGUACUCUGUCUGAAGUGACUUAUAUACUUACUAAAAACUUGAACUUAAGUGGAGAGCUUAUUGUCAAAAACUAGAGUAUGUAUAAAAAUAUGAAAAAGUAAUUGUCAUAUAUAUUCGUGCGGCUGAAUAGCCAGUCCCUAGUUUUCUUUGAAAAAUUGCUUUUUUUAAAAGUAUUUCAGCAACCACUGAAUUCUUAACGAUGAUCAAACACGAGUGAGAACAGUCCGAUUCGGAAGUUAAAAUGACGUAGCUCAAGAUUCGACAGAGUCCAUUCUUGAAGAAAAUUCAUUGAUAACAAUUGCAUCUGUCUGCAGGAAAAAAAACGAGCGGAGGUGGUGCUGGUGGUGCGGACUGGCUGGGACUGGGAGGUGAUGACGAUGGAGGCCUGGAUCUAGGCGCUGGUUCGUUAAAACCCAGCACACCAUCUUCUCAGGAAGGCAGAAAAGAUACGUCCACUGCGCAAGGUAUAUUCCUAAGAACUAUUAAUAAGCUAUUUAUUUUUUAUUGUCAUCCUACGUCCUACCUAUGCGCUUAUACUUUCACUGCAGUCACUGCAUCACCUAUCAAUGGUAAAAAAUUGUAAUCAGCGAGACCCGUAAGACUGAAAUAAUGAUACGAAGAUGUUCGUUUCGAGAGAGCUUAAUUCAUGAAGUGUCCAAUCAGCAUGAUGGGUAAUAAUGCGCAAUGUCACGUGUACCCAUAAACAGCUAAGCUCAUUCACUCAUUAGGAAAUAAGCAGUUGGGGAAGAAAAUGAUGAUUGGUCGGUGGGGGUUGGAAGGUUCUCUCAUGUCUAAGCUACAAAGCUACAUCAUAAUACGGGAGGUGUCACUAUGAGGGCUAUCCAUAAAAGAAGAGAUUCACAAUGUACAGAAAUCAACCAUUUAGCCUCAUCUGUUGUUUUCAGCCCCCCCUGAUCGUCAUGGCAGGCAAUCAUCACCACCUAGGAGAGCUGGACGGUACAGGGGGGAGGGCGAUAAUGAUGAGUUCCUACGCAUGCUAGGAAUCACUCCUGAUGAACCACCUAAACCAAAACAAGUUGAAGCAACUGAUGAAGGCGGCAAGUAAGUAAUUAAUACAAGGACAACAAUUUUCCACUCUUACCGACCAUAGAAAUGAUGUCAAAAUGUUAAAAACUCACGUGGAACCACGAACCGCAGGCUUAGUGGUUUGACGGUAAAGUUUUGAAAAUAUUGACGACCUCGAGGUCAUUUCUAUGGUCGAUAACAGUAUGGACCAUGGAAAAUUGUUGUCGAUUUGUUUGCCGUUCCAUUUUCGUUGACGUUUCUCGGGAAAUCGCGCCCAAGAGAAAGAGAAAAGGCAAUUGCUCCACCAUCACGUCAUUUCCUAGUCAGUACUCUAGCUCUCGACCAAUCAGUGCGCGAAAAAUCGCUCUGUUAUGGUCAAAAGAUUUUUGACCUCAGAAUAGUCUGCAUAUGCCACCCUUCUUCCCCAUCUUCAGCUAAAUUAUCUAUACUCUAAUGUGCAUUUUGUUUGAUUCAGCGAUAAGAACUUUUGGUCAAAGAGACUUAUUGAGAGACUGACCGUUUUAUUGAUAACUGAUCCACGCAGGUCAUCCUUGCUUCCAUGGGAGUCGUCAGGAGGUAGUCCCAGGAGAGGAAGACGAUGGCGUGAUCAGGCAUCACAGCAAAACUCCAUAGAUAAACCAGACAACGCAUCCACCCAGGGUGGUCCUCUGGAUAGGCCACGUGAAGAAGCUACGGACGGUGGACUCACAGAGAAUGAAAUACUGACGCAGAGGGGUAUGGAAGAUAAAAGAAAAGCGUCAUUCAGCCAAGAAACACCGAGACCAGUUACCGAGCAACAGCAACAACAACAAGUUAAAUCUCCACAGCACAAUGCGCAACAGAAUAUUGUGGCUUCUACUCCGCCUGUGGUAAUGCCUGAGUCAACUCCAUCACAUCCUGGCCUUACUCACCACCAGUCGCCAUAUGCAAUCCAACAAGGUAACUUCCCUCCACAAGUGGCAGCCCAACCCUACACCCCUCAGUUGUAUCAUCCCCAGUAUCAGCCCGCUCCUUUUGCCUCCCCUGCCAGUCAAAGUCUGCCCCAGUCCAUUUCGUACCAACUUCAGUACCAGUCUCCUGCUGGAUUCCAAACUUUGCCCCAGACCCCACCGGCCUCGUUACAGACCACUCAGCUCUCUCCCGGAAUUCCCCAACCGUCUUCAUUGGAGAGGCUUGAAAUGUCGAAACUCAAAGCAGAAAGCGACCUACAGCAGAGCCGGUUGAUGGAAUACCAGGUAGCGAGUGAGUACCAAGAGCAACAAAAGACGCGUCUGGAGGAGGAGGUGAAGGAUCUGGUGAAAAGAGUUCAAAAUAUGGAAGGCAUCAGGCAAAAGAAAGAUCUGGAUGCCGCCAGUAAGAUAUCAGAGCUAGAAGGAAAGGUAAACAGUCUUUUUUUUAAAUACCAGCCACUGAACACUUAGGAGCCUUAAAAUUAGAACUAUGUCACGGGUGUCCGUUCAUUUUAUUUAAAAUGCCAGUUACGCGUCGUUAUUCGCUACGGAACUUGAGAAAUUACUUCUAUUCACUGUCGCUGCGCUCAGCCGAUUAGAAAAUAUUUCUGUUAUAAGUAUGAACAGAAAAAACGACACAAUGAUACAUGGAGAGAACCGCCAAGCAUUAUAUCAAACGUCACAAACAGCAAAAAUAACUUUGAAAAACCUUAGGCUAACAAGGUAUCAAAAACCACGCCAGGAUCGCAAUCCGUUUCCAUCUUCCUCAGACUUGUCCAUCCGUGCCUCCUUUUGUAUUUGCUGUGUUAUUUAUACCAUCUUUUAAAGUCUUGAACAGUUAUUUUUAUGUCAUUUCACUCAGUUUGAGGGCAGCAUUUUGAUAAAAUUCGUGACAGCUCCAGAACGUGGUCCUGCGUGCCAGAUAGAAUUGGAAUUUGGAAUUGUUAGGAAAAACUGGAGUAUGCGGCGAAAAGCCUGUUGAUGCAAGGGAGAGCCAGGAAAAGUCUACAGACAAAGUUAAAAUUAAACCUAGAAUAGGACAAAAUGAUCAGAAAUUGUGAGCGGUUUAUCAUAACAAAUGAGAUAGAAGUGAGUUAUCUGGCUCCAGUGGCGACUGUUUUAUUCCUGUUGUUAGGUUCGCCGUCUGGAGCUUGAGCGGGAAGAACUGCUGACUACAAUAGAGUCACUUAAGACGAGACACAAGGAUGAAAUGGCUAACAUCGAUACAUCUCACAAGUAAGAUAAAAACAAGAUAGAAGAUUAAGACUCAUGCACAAUUAACACGUGUUCGAAUCUUCAAAAGACCUCGCAACCUCAUUAAAGCAUACUUCGCUUACAAGAGGGGGAUUUGUAGAAAGUCUAUAACUAUGUUAGCAACCCCGCCACUGUAGUUGAGUUGACUCGGUGGUGUUGUGGAUAUCAUGCUCAACUAUAGCCUGCAUGGCAGGCGUUAAAAGGGGAAGGGGGUCUCGCGCCCUAAUUCCCUUCCCCUUCCCUUUCGAACGCCUGCCACGCAGGCUAGCUCAACUACAGACUGGUUGACGCAGGUUUGUGUCCUGCUCGGGAGAAAAUGUUUUCUUUCUUUCAUGAGGUGUAUGCCGCCUCUAAGGUCUACACUGUUUCUUCUAUUUCUUUUUCUCUAAUUUAUAAGAUCACAUUUGAAGACGCUGGAAGAGUCCUAUCAGCGGCGAGAACAAAGACUCAAAGAGGAGACCGAUCUCAUCAUCGCCCAAAACAGUGAAAAGUUUAAGAACCUUGAAAGAGAAAAAGCUGAUCUACAAACUUCGAACAACAGAAAAAUUUCUAUUCUAGCAACCGGGAAAAACAAUGAGAUUGAGUCCCUAAAAGACAUUCACCGAAGAGCUUUAGAUCAAUUACGUCAAGAGCACGAAGAGGAGAUUGCGCAGUUAAGAAGGCUCAAGGAACAGGAGGUGUCAGCGGCGACAAGUGCCCAUGCGCACACCAAGUCUCUUCAGUCUCUUAUGGAUCAAGUGUUAAACUCAACUCGUCAAGUGAGCGAUUUGCGUCAAAAGAUCGAGGUUACGCAUAAUAGCGGGCUGGAAGAGCGGGAACUCUCGGCGAGGGCCCGGGACGAGUACCUUAAACAGCUGCAGGAGAGGUUGCUUAGGCAGCAGUCGGAAAAUGAUGAGGAAAGAGCCAGGUUACAAGGCGAGUGCAUUAUAUAGCGUUUGGGAGGUUCUCUUUGAAGGAACUACAGGCCCUUUGUGGCUAGAUCAUUCGUGUGGUACAAAGCCGCUGUGAUGCACCGGGAUGGAUGAAACUAUCCUAUCCUAUCUAGAAGCUCACACUUCAUUUAAAAUGCUAAUUUCCUUUGUUUGUCUUGUUCAGUCCCAGUGUAUCCCUUGCUCUCCAAUGGUAGUUUUGUGUCACGUGAAUGACUAGCUAGAAAGGGAAAUUUCCGCGUGUAACUGCCAAUUUUAUCAGGAAACCGCAUGUCAGUUUAGAAACCGAAUUAGAAAGAUAAUACGCAUAUUUGAAGAUUCGAAUUUAGUGCAAUCAAAAAUAAAUAAUAACAAUACAGUCAACCCCGCUUAACCCUUUAAGCCCCAAUAUCCACAUACAAAUUCUCCAAACUGAUCUCCAUACAUUUCUUUCAUGAAUGAAUUGAGAGAAUUUGAUAAAAGAUCAAAGCAUUUUCCCUUAGGUGAUCAUUUUGUUAAUUCUCAUAACCUAAUCUCUCGACAUUGUUUGGAUAGUGUUGGGAGAAAAUUGAUGUUGGUCACUAUUGGGACUUACAGUCAAACCAGGUCAAGCGUUCCCGUCGCUAACGAACUAAUGAAUUCAUUCACGGAAAAAUGAUUUCUUUUGUUGAUUCAAUAAUCCAUUCAUAAAAUGAACAAUCCAAUAUUCAUAUUUAGCCUCGAUUCCAUAAUCGAAUGUUGAUUCGAUUACUGUUUUUUGAAAAACUACACUUUCCACAAGUUGACCUCAGAAUUUUGUUUUUUCCUCUUUUUUUUCUGAGAGUCGAGUGCCGGCGAGUUCUGAAGUUCAAACCCAAACAAACUGUUACAUGUACGCCAGUUUGCUGCCAGUAAUCAGUGCAACAGACCCAGGCCUGACCUCUUAGAAAACACAACGGUCAAACUAAGGUCAGUGUAUGUGCGGUGAUUGGUGGAUUUCGAUCCUCGGCCUUUGUCAGUUUCUCAUAGUUUCUUUGCGUUUGCGGUCUGUCUAUUCUAGCUGUUAUUUUGAUUAAAGGCAAUGAAAAACGCAAUCGUAAACGGCAGGAAAAAGGAAGCAAAUACGAUUGAACACAACAGACAAGAAUAAAGAACAGGUAGAUUUUGCUCAUAAACCAAAUCAACAUUUGAUUAUUGAAUCGAGGUCCAAUUUGACUGUUGGAUUAUUCAUUUUAUGAAUGGAUUAUUGAAUCAACAAACGAAAUUAUUUUUCCAUUAAUGAAUUCAUUAGUUUGUUAGCGACGGGAACGCUUGACCUGGUUUGACUGUAAAGGGUUAACACAGGCACCUCAUUAUUACGGACAGUUUGCUUUGUCUCUCAGAAAAAAAAGACCCUUACAUUUUCAACCGGAUUUAUACGGAUACCCCGUAAUUACGGACAUUUUGUAUAGCCCCUCCGUGUCCUUAUUAACGGGCUUUGACCGUUAGUAAAGUCUUCUAAUGUUUUUUUUUCUUAUUAUGGGUCCGAUGAAUUAUUGGCUUGUUAUGUACUAUAUAGGCUUAGUCGCUAAGAUGGAACUGCACAUGCGCGAGCAGACACGUCAAGUGGAUCAAGAAAGAUGGCGGCUAACACAGGAGGAGUCACGUUUAAAGGCUUUACAAGCUGCACUGGAAGAUGAACGGCGUAUCACUUUGGAACAGCUGUCUGCACAAAGAGCUGAGGUGAAAAGAGACGAGAAUUAUAACAUGAAUGUUUAACUUACAAAAUUAGUUGUAGAAGUUGUUUCUGUUAGUCUGAGAACAAAUCUUUCUGAUAUUAUCAACGUUGUUCGUUAAAGAGAAUGAUGGGGCGGGGAUCUGACAUUCAGUGAUAAGUUUGCAGGAGUCUUAAACGUCGAAAACGCCACUAAGAAAGUGACUUCUUUGAAACUUCUGCGCUUUGUCAAAAGUAGGAUUUGAUUUCCUGAGAAAAUUAAUGAAGUUCAAAAAGGGAAAAAGAAAUUCGUGGUCGUUUGUUUUUUGAAAUCGUGAAAUUAGGAAAUUUUACGUCCUAGUGGUGCAGUGACGGCAAAGAAAUGUACCAAAAAGUGUACCGAAUAGGUAAAGUUGUCAGUGUUUUUGCUAACCUAGAACCUACUGCUUGUUUGACGUUCCCGUUGCCGUCGCCGUCGUAAAGACUGGUUAUGCGAUGCUUUCUCGCGUUGUACUGUGAAAUCCAUGAUCCCACGAGUGACUUGAUUUUACUUAGUUUGGCGGGUGUGUAUACAAAGAAGAAUCAAGUCACGAGUGGGAUAUUCACGGUAUUCCACGAGAAAGCAUCCAUAAGUAAUUCAUUCCAUGCAAUCAUCACGACAACUAAAAACAAGAUACAUCCCCCAUCAGAGGUAAACUCAAAGAAAGCCACUUUUAGUACUAAAUGUAAUCUGUAAACACCAAAGUCCAAAUGGUCGACAUAAAGUUAGUAUUCCCCUCCCUCUACUAUAACCUGCAUCUGCUUCUGGUGGGAUUUCAUUGGGCUUGUUGUUUCGAAAUUCGGAUCCCGUCGGUCUUCGCAACGCUGGUUAACUGGUUUUUAUUUGUUGCUCUCGGCUAUUUAGUUCCUUAGCUUAUUUGCCCGUUGUAGGCUUUUUGAUUUCUUUUUGUAUUACUUCUUUAACUUUGACUCCAUAGAAGUCCGAAAGGUAGUUAAAACUCGGGUUUUACGGUGAUUUUUAAAGAUGCUUCUGGUAAUUUUUGUAAAGUGAAAAGUUGUGGCUGUCGUUAUCUGCUUUGUUUUUGGUGGGGAAAAGUAAAGGCCGCGAGCAUCGCCGGGAUUUUUGGGGAAAUACCACCCGUUGCAUACUGCAGAUUAUGCAACGGUUUUCUAGCUUUCUGAUUGGCUGUAUUCUUUAUGGCAUGGAAUAAAACAUUUUAAACUCUGUAUUUCACAUAUAUUUAGGUACAGCGAGCCCGGGACGAUCUCGUGCGAGAACAGAGGAACACCAUGAGUCAAAUACAAGAAGAACGCAGAACGUUAGCCACCGAACGAGCCCAACUUUCAUCGGCCCACAGAGACCUGAUCAGCAGAGAAAAGUUAAAGACUGAGACGAGCGUACAGGUAUCCAAUUAACUUUUGAGAAAUGUGGAGUUUCAUAACACAAAAAGGGAGAUCUGAUACGUGUAUCUCCGCGUAAUCUACUGUGUAACUUGAGUUAACUUUCCAGCGUUUUCCAAGGAAAGGAGAACUGUCAACUUUUGUCAUGUUUUAUUCUUCAUAUCUUUUUAUUUUGGGGGGUUAUUACACUGUAAUUGUAUAGAAUCUAGUUCGCGAAUAGCGUGCAUGUCCUUUUGCGCGCAUGAAUAUCAAACGGAUCAAACUGCCUCACUUACCCCUCUCCCAACGCAAAAUUUACCCUAAGUGAGAGCUUAGUGUUAGCGUUGUGUUAGGGGAGGGGUAGGUGGGGGAGUGUCCGUAUUGUGUGUAGUUCAGUUUUUAUAGUUUAUUGACCUUCAUCUUAAAAUAAAAACACAGGAAGAAAAAAAAUCAAACAAAACAAACACUUAGACUUGGUAGCCACUACAGCGCAAAAAGCUUAGUGAAGUUCCAUGCAAAAACUGAAAAGUCUCGAUACGAGAAAAAAAAAGUGGAGAAGAACAGCGAUAGACCAAUUUUCAAUAUGUUAAAUUCAUACUUGGCUCCAAGGCUAAGGGGAAUAAAACAAAGAAAUCAUUUUGAGGCUCAGCGAUGAGUAAUACACUUUUUUGUUUUAUUUCCCCAGGCCUCGUAGCUAAGUAUGAAUUUUUAUGUAUCUAAAUUGGUCUAUUGAGAACAGUUUUUUAUAGGUGAUUUCUUGACCUCACCUUCUUUCUAUUUAACAUGCUCUUGGUUCUGCUCUGUUUGUUAAUAUUUCUUCUGUUCGCUCAGGCCGAAGCAGACCUUGGCGCCUCUGCAGUAAGGAUUAAGGAAGAGUCCGCUGCCCUUAGCGUACGUGAUGCGCAGCUUAAACAAGAAGAGGAGAGACUGAAAAGAGAGAAGCAAGAAUUCGAGAGACAGCGGAGUGGAUUUGAUGAAGAAAGGGACAGGAUUGGAAAACUAGGACUUGAAGUGCAGAAGCGGUCACGUGAAAUUGAUGAAUUGUGCUCUGUAUGUCGCUGUUCGCUUAUUGUGUCUUUUGUUUUUCUUUCUGUAAUUCAUGUCGUUAAUAUGGUUAUGAUUAUGAUUAUAAUUAUGUAGCAAUUAGUUCGACAUUUAUUUCAAGGGUAAUCAGACUUCAACCUUAAGGUACAGUGAAACGGGCAACAAGAGACAUGCAACUUGUUUUGCGACAUUGCUGCAAAACGGGUUGAAUAGCGAUGUUGCGCGUUUUACCACCCACGAAUCAAAACUGUCUUGCAGCAAGUCAGGUUGUUAACAGGUUUGAACAAGGGUGGCAAAACGCGCCACAUCGCUAUUCAACUCGUUUUGUAACAAUGUUGCAAAACAUGUUGCACGUUUUUGUUGCCCGUUUUAUCAAAGCUUUAGUAAUCUUUAUUGUUAUUUACCCAGGAUGCCGCUCGGGUGCGUGACGAUGGAGAGCACGCCCUGGAACUAGCGGAACGCGUACGAGUGAACGCUGACAGUCAGCGGGCGGAGGCCGAAGGAAUGCUGCUGGUAAUACAAGAAAAAGAACGACAGCUGGCACAGGUAAACUGACUGAAAGAUUUCGUACUUUUGAAAUAAACAGUAAAUUGCUAAGUUGUAUAAUGUUAAAUAUGUUAUUUCAUGUUAAUUUUUUAUUCUGGGAUUUAAAUACAUACAAGCGUAUUUUGAAAGACUACCCGCUGCGUACGAAAAACACGUCAUUUUCGCUGCCUAUAUCGUCGUUUACUAGAGACUAUGCCGGAAUAUAGUUUUUGACAUAAGUCUGCUUUAAUAGCCCACGGUCGAUAUGAUAAAAUUCUAACGUGACUCCGAGGCUUUAGGAACAAAAUUUCAAAUUUUUCACGACUCCAUUGUCUCGCAAUUCCCAGAAGAGACUUGACCGAAAUAGAAAAAUAACCAGAAAGCCUGGGAGUCAUGUUAGAAUUUUAAUAUAUCGAACGUGGACUACUGGAGAAGAGGAGUGUUUUGCAGGCUUGAUGACCAUAUUGAAAACUAAAGUAUUUCGUGUAAUUAACACCAUUUUCAGUUUAACUUGCCUUUACCAACUCUUGUGUAUUUUAGAUAUGUGUUAGGUAUUCUUUUCAUAAUAGAUGUCCUAUCUCUUUCGAUCUCUAUUAUCAGGACCGUCUUGCUAUUGCGCAUGAGCGGCGCUUGUUGGAGAAAGACAAACAGGCAGGACGGUGUUGGCAGUGUGAGGGACGGCGAACAGCUGCCGCUGAACAGAUACAUACUACAGGUUCAAACUCUUUAUAACUGAGCUUAGCAAGGCUUGCUUUUUGGGGUUCGGGGGGGGCAUUUUAGUUGAACUUUAAUUUCUUGCAUCGUUGUGGUUUUCUUGUUUUCCCUGUACUGUCCAUUUCUUGCUUGUUUCUAACAAUUAGAAUAAUGAUCAAGGGAUAAUAUAAACAUAAAUUAUCUCGGGCAUCUUUUAAGAAUUGUAAAUACAUGUCGGUAAAUAAUAUUCUGAGACAGAGCCUCUACUUCCAUUCUAGUGCCUGCUCCAACUGGAAGAUAGUGUGUCUGCUGUUUAGUUUUGUAAAGUAAAAACAGCUGAAGAAGCCUAAUCAGCUCACGUACUGACUUUAAGAUUUCAUUACCAGACUGAUCAAAACGUUUGAAAUCAAGAUGUAAGUUACUAACCGUGUCAAGACUACGGGAAAAACGCUGUUCUAAAUUUUGUAUUCCAGAUUAGUUUCAAAGGUAAUUCGACAGGGAAAAAGCCUUUAAGGCAAUUAAAUUCAAAUUCAGUGUGUAUUUUACCACCACAGACAAGCUUUAAAGAAUAUUUAACGUGGUAGCUCCAAAAUAUCGAGGUUAAUACGCAAAAUUUAAAGAACGAGUACUGGGUAGGAGACUUCAAGACUGAACCUUAGGGCUUAUCCUAAGAGGUACAAGGUAAAUUCAUUUCAAUUGAGUGCACGGACACUUACCCUAUUGAAUUGAGGUUGAGAAACUAGCAGAGAAGACAAAAACACAACCACAAACCUUUUUGUGAGAGCAAAAGAACGAAAAAUUUUAAAAACAAAGUAACCCAACUUUCUGUUAACCAUGUUUCAAGAAGUUAACGUACACUUUUUCUUUCCUAUUCCCUUGAAGAACCAAAAUGCCAACCAUCCUUGGCAUUCUUUGCGGAAUUUUUGACGGGAAAUGACAUGCACUUAUGUCUCUGCUAUAAAACAUUGUUUUGACAGUGUCUGAAAAUUUUCGUCUGGUAGGAAUUCACUCUUCACUUCCUUCCUUUACGCAUUUUGAUGUAGUGAGUUGCGCUGUUUAUCUUGCUUUACAGACUCACCCGCAGUGGUUAGUCAAUCCUCCCUCUUAGCGUCGGCUCCUGGAACGCCUGAUUUGUUAGUUAACAGUCUGGAGUUGAAAAGAACACUAAGGAAAUGGUCACAUGACAAAGAAAAGGUAAAAGAAGACGGAAUCAUCGGUGAUUGUUUUCCCGUUGAUAUUUGGUUUUCUCCUUCCCGGUCCUCCCAGGUGAACCCCAACUCCACCCGUUCGAUAGCCUGGGCACUAGAGGGUUUUUUCGCGUCCGCGCGCGUGCGGCGGGAAUCUUCCUCCGACGCCACUGGUCACAAUAAAGAUGUCAAUAAAGACUUGACUCAAACUGGAAAUCGCGCGUGCAAUGUCUUUGGCACCCAGGGUACCCGUUCGAUGCCAAUGCUUUGUUGAUAUGUUUUAAAGCGUUAAAAUAUAGAAAUUAAGUUCGCCAUGAAAAUAAAGGAGCGUGGCGUGACAAACCAACUAAAGACUCGGCGUCGGAGACUUACCGAGCACUAUUCUGCAAGCAAGCCCACAGUUAAUCGAAUAGCAAAUGGGCGGAAUAGAAAAGCCUGAGAAGCAUUAAUAAAUUUUCAAAAUCGAAGGCUCCCAGGUGCGGAUGCAAAAAAGUUAGAAAGGGUGGCGGGGGGGACUACACUUAUCAGGUAAAGGUACUAUUUAUUUUACUUGGAAUUCGUUAAAAAUACGAUAAAAACUCACAGAAUUGGGUUUUGGGAGGGGGACGGGCUAGGCUCGGAUUGCUCGGAAUUAAAACAUAUCUUGCAUUUUAUUGUAUCCCGAUUGUAAGAUGGUGGCUUGACAAUGUUCACCUGAAUGUUAAUUAAACACCAAAGUGCUCGACAUACUUCGCAAAAUUUGCUAACCAUAAUUGUGCGCAAUGACCCGAAGGUGUUCAUAGGAGUAGAAAGAAAUUAGGAGCCCGACCGAAACGCGCGUAACUUUGUGAUUUAUGUCCUUAUCAAGACAGUCGAUUAGGUCAAUUGUCUAUCACAAAGGUAGUGAUUAGCUGACGUUUUCAACGGUAGCCUUGAGAAGGUCGAUAAAGAGCUUCGCUCUCUUUACAGCGGGAUUAUCAACCUAAACAAUUCAGUUGAUUAAAAAUAAAACUUUCAUGCCACUUCGUUUAUUUGCCGACUAUUCGUUAACUUAACGCAUGUGAUGGUAAUAUAUCUCAACUUUGCAGUUUUCAACCUUUCUCAGCAAUCACCGAUACCGUUCCACAAAACAUAGCCGCUGGGAACGUUUCGCCCGAAACGUCGCCAGCGGCGAAGAGCGAGGAGAAACGGAUGUUUUCGCAGGCUACUCAAAACACAACUCUUAACUGUGGGGAAACCUGGUUGAAUAAUGCAGUUGCUCCGCGUUUUCCCAAUUAUUAACUUUUCCAAGGUCAAAACAGUAAAUUGAUUUUACUUUUUUUAUGCUUUAUUUUUAGGAUGAAGAAUUCCUCGAGCAGGAAGCCCAGUUUCUUAACAGACUUCAGAAGUCACAUGACACCAGCAAGCACAAAUCAAGCUUGCCUCUUAAUUCAACAGUUUACUAAUAGUUUGUUGCGUGAGUCUCCAGAGAUCGUUACAGAGGUUAGCAGCACCUUUACGGCAACCCGCAAACUACAGAGAGGGCCAUAAGAUUUUUAAUGUAUCCGGCAACGAUGAAAAACUAAAAGUUUGCAAUUGCGUUUUGCAUGAAUGUGAACUCAUAGUUCUUCGUGUUCAAAACAGCAAAUAACGGGUCUGUACAGAAUGAGCUUCAACGUCGACAUUUUCUUGUAAAUACCAGCGUGGUUUAGUAUUAUUUGUAAUCUGUAAUAUUUAAUUUAGAAAAGUACAAAAUUUCUUUUUAUAAAAUAAAGCUAAAAAAAUACAUUUUUUAGCUAUUUUUACAAUACCAAAGAAAAGUGUGGCUGAAAAGGUGUUAUUUUAAUGCUUGAACGGUCACACUUAAGGAUUGCUCAUCAGCUAAAAGCUAUAGAACCACCUUGUACAGCAUAAUCAACAGCACAAUAGGGUUAAGCACUAUUCCGUAGCUUUCAUUGAAAUAAUCACACCACAGACUCGAAUAAAUUACGCUACAGGAAAGUAUUGCGUAGUAGGUGGUCAUCUAGAGACUCGAUAGCUUUCACGCGAAUGCCACAUCCUGUAUAAAUGUCGUGUUUGUUUGUUUGUAAGUUGGGCCAUCUCUUUGUAAGGAAGGUUGUUUAAAAAAAUGUUUUUUAUACUAAUAUAGCUGUUGAGGAAAAUCAACUCUGAUGCCCCA
Molecule: messenger RNA, 21621 nt
Organism: Porites lobata
Lineage: Eukaryota; Metazoa; Cnidaria; Anthozoa; Scleractinia; Poritidae
Source: the annotation of a GenBank genome assembly